CGGAUUACCGGUUUUAAAAGGCACCGGACUUUCGCGUCGUUGGCUCAGCCAAUCAGAGCCAUCUUUCUUCUUGACGCGAUAUUUUCCUUAAUCAAAAGCGAGCUCGCGUUCUGAUAAAGCCCUUUAGUUCGUGCUUCGUGGUUUGUUAAAAAAUACGCCCGACUGCCAUCUGACAGUUGUCAAAUUUGCAAUCAUGAAGAAGAAUAGGUUAGGACUUUCUCUCUUGACAUUAACAACAGGUUUUCGUCGGGCAACCUCAUGUGACGUGGAGGUGCCCUCGAUAGAAAGUAUUUCACUUAGUAUCAUUUUUCACUGUGAAAUGGUUAGUUAGUUGCGGACCACAAAGCCGGAAACGUGACGAUCGGCAUGCCGCACAUUUUUUGUACAACCCUACUUGGUCAUUGAGAUAAGGCUAUCAUUUUUAUCCUCAAGUACCGCAAUCAGAGUGUAGAUCGUUGAAUUAGUUUUUAAUCGGUUUUACUUUAUUUUAUCAUUUCGAUCAUUCUUCGUACAAUUCACGGCAAUCAAACGUAGUUGGAAAUUCGUCAAACUUAAGGUGCGGUCGAAAAUCGUCUUCCCAGUUUACAUUGUAAACAAAACUCAAGAAAUCACAUCGUAUCUAGCCAUAAGAAUUCUAUUUUUAAAACUCGCGUCAACUAACUGGCUCGCUGAAGUAAUUUUUAACCAUAAAACAUAAAACCUUCAUCAAAAUGAAGCCGGAUAACAAUUUCAAUGUUAAGAGUACAAAUGAGAAUGAAGAGAAUACCAAAGUCGUACGUGUUGUUUUCGUCUCGUUGCUACUCGAUCUCCUCGCAUUCACCAUGAUCCUGCCGUUACUGCCUGCUCUACUGGAUCACUAUGAGCAGAAUGACAAUAACCAAGGGCUGUACUCGAAUAUAUUGAGUUACGUGCAAAGGGUUCAAGUGUAUCUCAAGGUACCGGCAAGAUUCAACUCUGUCUUGUUCGGAGGUUUCUUGGGAUCCAUGUAUUCAUUUCUACAAUUUUUAUCCUCACCAAUCGUUGGGGCUUUAUCCGAUGUUUAUGGACGUAGACCAUUAAUGCUAUUAUGUCUGAUUGGUAUCGCAGUUUCCUAUCUUUUAUGGGCAUUAUCCCAUAACUUCGCCAUAUUCGUCUUUGCCAGAUUUAUCGGGGGUCUUAGCAAGGGUAAUGUUAGCUUGUCCAUGGCAAUUAUUAGCGAUGUCACUUCGCCAAAAUCCAGAGGAAAGGCCAUGGCACUGGUGGGAAUUGCUUUUUCAGUAGGUUUUGUUAUCGGUCCAAUGAUAGGUGCCACAUUUGCUCGUUUAUCUACUGGACACAGAGAGGGACAAUGGUACGCAAUACCUGCAUUGUUCGCCCUCUUCUUAGCCCUCAGCGAUUUGCUUUAUGUUGUAUGUAACUUGAAAGAAAGUUUACCAGCAAAAUACAGAGCGAAAUCUCUUGCUAUGGGAAUAUCAGAAGCAUUAGCUUACAUCAACCCUGUUGACUUGUUCCAAUUCAACGGAAUAUCUGGCUUGUCUUCACAAGAAUUACAGAGUCUUCGAAGGCUGGGUCGAUCAUACUUUCUGUACCUGUUCGUCUACAGUGGGCUGGAAUUUACGUUAACAUUUUUAACACAUCAUUUACUUGGAUUCACUAGCAUGCAGCAAGGUUGGAUGUUCCUAGGGAUUGGUUUGACUAUGGCGAUUUUACAAGGGGGUUGGGUGCGCAGAAUCCCUGCUCACAAAACGAAAUCCAUCGCUGAAUUAGGCUUAUGGUUGGUUAUCCCAUCCUUUGUUUGCAUUGGCAUAGCUAGAGGCACUGCAAUGCUGUACUUUGGAGUAUUCUUAUUCGCAGUUUCAACAGCCAUGGUGGUAACCUGCAUGAUGACUCUGGUGACAAGACUGGGACCAGAUAGUCAAAAGGGUUCGAUAACUGGCAUAUUCCGUUCACUAGGAGCACUUGCCCGAGCCUGUGGUCCCAUAGUGACUUCUAUCGCAUUCUGGAGCAUUGGUAGUACCACCACAUAUCUAACCGGCGCACUGGCUCUGGUCGUUCCACCACUUAUACUUCGGUACACUGAAACGUCCUAAACUAAUUUCUUCUUAUAGAGAGAUCUAUGGUACUUUUUGCCAUCUAUGUAUAUAUUCAUAUACCUAUAUUUAUUUACAACUUAUUGUUAGGAAGUAUCGUUAAGUUUUUCUACAUCAUAUUUUA
Molecule: messenger RNA, 2193 nt
Organism: Diprion similis
Lineage: Eukaryota; Metazoa; Arthropoda; Insecta; Hymenoptera; Diprionidae
Gene: rtet
Product: major facilitator superfamily domain-containing protein 10
Exons: 7
Coding region: 711-2069 (452 amino acids)
Biological process (GO): transmembrane transport
Cellular component (GO): brush border membrane
Molecular function (GO): transmembrane transporter activity
Source: RefSeq, a predicted model, not a curated record